Molecule: messenger RNA, 2124 nt
Organism: Morone saxatilis (striped sea-bass)
Lineage: Eukaryota; Metazoa; Chordata; Actinopteri; Moronidae
Product: complement C1r subcomponent-like
Exons: 10
Biological process (GO): complement activation; proteolysis
Cellular component (GO): extracellular region
Molecular function (GO): serine-type endopeptidase activity; calcium ion binding
Source: RefSeq, a predicted model, not a curated record
AUGGGAUGGAACUAUUGUGUUAUAUGGUUUCUGUGUUUGUGCUGGCAGCUACUCGAAUCUCAACCUGUAAUGCAUGGAGAGGUCCAUUCCCCUCAGUAUCCCCUGCCUUACCUUCCUAACCUGCUGAAGCAAUGGGACCUCUGGGUUCCUGAGGGCCACCAGAUCCAGUUGUCCAUAACACAUCUGGAUAUUAAAGCUUCUUCAGGCUGUUAUCAAGACUCUCUGACGGUUCUCUACAAUCAAAAGGUCUUGGGGAUGUUUUGUGGACAGGAAAAUUCAAGUCAUCACCCAGGCAAAGUGCCAGUCCUUUCUGAAGGCAACAGAUUGACUCUAAAAUUUCAAACCAGUGACUCCUCUGCAGAGCUCCAACAGCACAUUGGUUUCUCUGCUACCUACGAGGCAAUAGACGUGGAUGAGUGUUCAAAAUCGGACCCCGGUCCAGGCUCGCAUCCUCUCUGCUCUCAGAUCUGCAGCAACACCCCUGGUUCUUACCACUGCUCCUGCCACUAUGGUUACAAACUUCAUUUAGACCAGCGCACAUGUUUGUUCUCCUGUGGUGGUAAUAUAUUUGAGCAGCAUGCAGGACAUCUGUCCAGUCCAAGGCACCCUCGCCCCUCACCACCAUUUCUGUCCUGCAAGUACAUCAUUUCUGUGGACCCCAGAUUCAUUAUCACUCUAAACUUCACUGACAACUUCCACAUAGACAGCGUGGACACUCAGCAAGGUCCCAGGUGUCAACAUCACUGGCUGCAGGUGACCAUCCCAGACAGAGAUCCCAUGAAGCUGUGUGGUGGAAAAAGUCCAGGUCUGAUAGCUACAAAUUCCAGUUCUGUCACACUGGACUACCAUACUGAUGAUGAAGGCCUGAGUCAGGGCUGGAGCCUAAACUACAGCACAAACGGUGAGGGAGGAAAUGAGAGACAUGUUGUUUUGGUUGGUCUACGGUAACAAUCAGUAACAAUCACAUAUCUACACAAAAAUGUGAUUAAUGUUUGGUUAUCAUGUCUUACAGAUGUUGCAUCAAUUAUUUACACAUUCUUUCACUUGCAAACUAUUAAUAUUUCCUUGUUUUGUUCCUCUGUAGUAAAUGAUUGUGGAGAACCAGAACCUUUGCUGAAUGGAGGGGUGACCUUCCUGUCUGGCCUUCAGAAUCAGUACCGUUCUGUUGUUCAGUAUCACUGCAAUGAACCAUUUUACUCUUUCCCAGGGGGUGUAAAUGUUAGUUUAACCUGUAAAGGAGAAGGAAAGUGGAGAUCCAACACCAACAAUGUCACUCCAACAUGUAUACCUGUCUGUGGUCAGCCCACAACACUCAUCUCCACCUAUCAGAGGAUCAUUGGAGGCAGUGAAGCUCCAGACAAUACCAUCCCCUGGCAAGUGCUACUGAAUAUAGACGGAAUAAGAGUUGGAGGAAUGGUGAUUGCAGACAGCUGGAUUAUGACUGCAGCUCACGACCUAACACAUAACAGAAAACCAGUAUCAAAUGAGACUGUACGGGUUUACAUGGGCCGUACUGAUGUUAAAUCCCUGAUGGGUUGUCCUGUUUUGGUUGCUUCAAUCCACAUUCACCCUGAAUACAACAACCCGGAUGGCUUAGACUUCAACAAUGACAUUGCCUUGAUCAAACUGCGAGACCCAAUCACAUUCAACUCAUCGAUUAUGCCAAUAUGUUUGCCAGCAGAGGGCGCCACAUACAUCACUGGCAUGAUGGGACUGGUGUCAGGCUUUGGCAUUAUGGAAAUUUACCCCCCACGGAUAACAAAGAAGCUUAAGUAUGUGCAACUCCCUGUGGUGGAGCAGGACACAUGCCGUAAUUCUGUCAAAAAGUUGAAGAAGACAAGGAACAACUUACCGAGUCUGACAGAUAACAUGUUUUGUGCUGGAGUCCCUGAAGGUGGGAAAGACACCUGUCUUGGGGACAGUGGAGGCCCCUUUGCCCUGAGAGAUAACGGACAGUUCUGGGUUGCUGGGAUUGUCAGCUGGGGGGUUGACUGUGGACAACAGGGAACAUACAGAGUUUAUACCAAAGUCACCAACUACCUGGACUGGAUCAACAAAACUAUGCAGGAGAACUGAAUUAACAGUAAUUUAUUACAUGGUGUGAAGAUUAAUAAAACACAAGUA